Ceratosolen solmsi marchali is the source of this 5923-nucleotide messenger RNA. RefSeq names its product Collagen type IV alpha 1 (gene Col4a1). Gene Ontology annotation, cellular component: collagen trimer; extracellular matrix. The coding region runs from base 91 to 5736 and encodes 1881 amino acids. The transcript is spliced from 27 exons. Gene Ontology annotation, molecular function: extracellular matrix structural constituent. The record is from RefSeq and is a predicted model, not a curated record. Lineage: Eukaryota; Metazoa; Arthropoda; Insecta; Hymenoptera; Agaonidae.
AGGAUAGAUCGAAGUUUAGCUUAUUCGGCAGUAGGAAAUUGCCAUAGCUUUUCGAACGUUGGCACAUAAAAACUCACCUGGCGGAUCAUCAUGAUCCGGUUGGGAGUGCGAUUUAUUACAUUUCUGAUGUGCCUGGCUGUUAUAGUCAAAGGGAGAAAUCCAUACAAUAGAUCACGCUCAGAAUAUAAGGAAGACGAAAAUCCACAAAGAGGUGAUUUACCGGGUACGUCUUACGACGGUAAAGACUACGGAUACGAGAAUAACUAUCGAGAUCAAUAUGGGAUACUAUCACCAGUGAUCAAUGAGAAUGAUGUCCUGCGUAACUAUUCAAGUUCUACCUCAUGGGGAGCCGGCUAUGAUUAUGAAGGUUACAAUCAAGAAAGUCAAUCUAGGUCCAGCUAUGAUGAUCAACUGAGCUAUGAUCAACGACAUCAUUAUGAAGAUAGAAACGAUCAUAGUUCUGGUUGGGAUCAGCAUGAGUCAGUUGACAAAUAUGAAGGUCAGAGCUAUUCCAAUAGUUAUAAAAUUCACCCAGCUCCAGGUAUUGAAAAAAAAUGCAAUGGAUCAAGCUGCUGUUAUCCUAAGUGUUUUGCUGAGAAGGGUUCAAGGGGCCCACCAGGUGUAAUGGGACCCAUUGGGCCAAAAGGUGAACGGGGUUUUCCUGGCGUCGAAGGAUUCUUAGGUCCUAAAGGCGAUAAAGGUGAUCCUGGACCCCAAGGUCAACGAGGAAUUCGUGGAGAACGAGGAAAAAUGGGUUUACCUGGACAUGCUGGACAAAAUGGAGUUCCUGGUAUUCCGGGAGCUCCAGGACCCUCUGGUAUGCCUGGUCGUGAUGGUUGUAAUGGAACUGAUGGAUCUCCUGGACUUCACGGUUUUCCAGGAGAACCUGGUCCACGAGGAUUACCAGGUAUACUAGGAAAUAAAGGAGAUAAAGGAGAGCCAGGUCAUUGUGGUCGACUUUUAACCGGACAAAAAGGUGAACCUGGAAUUGAUGGAGUACAAGGAGUGCGAGGCAUACCAGGACCUCAAGGACAUCCUGGUGCACAUGGACCAAAGGGUGAACAAGGACCAGUUGGUCUUUCCGGUUUACAAGGAAUAAAAGGAGAAAAAGGUCACAUGGGUGUUGGUUUUGAAGGAUCAAAAGGCGAUAAAGGCAUAAAAGGUGAAAUUGGCCCACCCGGUGAAAGUUAUCCGUAUUCAUUAAUCAGUCCUCCAGAAGAAGUAAUAGGCCCCAUAGGAUCACCAGGAGCGAAGGGUGACAAAGGUGAGUUAGGAUCAUAUGGACAAAAAGGAGAACCUGGAUAUGUAGGAGAUAACGGUUUACCUGGAUUAAAUGGAAUGAAAGGAGAAAAGGGUCUUCCUGGAGCACCAGGAAUUCGAGGUCGUGAUGGAUAUUCAGGUCCUCCUGGGCCACCUGGACGUAAAGGUGAUCGAGGUUAUGAUGGAGCUGAUGGUUUACCAGGUAUACCAGGUCCAAAAGGAGAUUCAGGUUCAGAUGGACCAACGGGAAUACCCGGCCUUCGUGGUCCUCCAGGGCCACCUGGUGGUGGUAAAGGGCAACCAGGUCCACCAGGAGAAAAAGGCCCUAGAGGAUAUCCAGGACCCAUUGGUUUAAGAGGUGCUGAUGGUUAUCCAGGAACAUCAGGCCCAAGAGGGCCAAUCGGCCCUACAGGUGGUCCUGGAUUAGCAGGUGUUCCUGGAACUGAAGGUCCGCCUGGUGAUAAAGGUGAUAAAGGUGAACCAGGACUCCCUGGAUUUCCGGGAGAUGCUGGACCUCGCGGUUUUACAGGAUCAAUAGGACCAACAGGCCCAAGAGGUGCGCAGGGUGAAAAGGGACUUUCAAUCAUAGGUCCUUCUGGGAUGGAUGGAGUUCCAGGGAGAGAUGGUGCUAAAGGUCAAAAAGGAGAAAAAGGAUAUGGAGGACAACGAGGUCGUCCAGGUGAUUCAUUAGAAGGUAUUCCAGGUUCACCUGGACAACCUGGUCUAAGAGGAGAAACUGGUCCUCCUGGUAGAGAUGGUAUACCUGGAUUUCCCGGGAUUCCUGGUGAAAAAGGAGAUGUUGGUGGGAAAUGUACGCAAUGCUUACCCGGUGUUAAAGGAAUAAAAGGAGAUCGAGGAUUAGAUGGUAAAGACGGACUGCCAGGUGGUCGCGGACCACCAGGAGAACGAGGAUUUAUAGGUGCACCAGGUCUUGAUGGAUUACCUGGUUCGAUCGGUCUUCCUGGUGAGCGAGGAAAAGAUGGAAUGCCUGGUGCUCCAGGCCCACAAGGAGAAAAAGGAAAGGAUUGCUUAAUAUCUAAAGAACAGUUUAAAGGUGAAAAAGGUCAAAAGGGUCAAAGAGGAGAUGAAGGAAGAACUGGACCACUUGGAUUAGAAGGUCCUAUUGGAGAAAAGGGCAUAGCGGGCAGUCCAGGUUUCCCUGGACCAAAAGGAGAUAUGGGAGAUCAAGGUUUUCCUGGGCCUGAUUGCAUACCUGGAAGACCUGGAACACCAGGAAAAAAAGGUGAAAUGGGGUUAAGUAUCAAGGGAGAAACAGGAGAUAGAGGGCGUGACGGAUACUCUGGUCAAAAAGGAGAACCUGGUUUUCCAGGAAUGAAAGGAGAUACAGGUAUGUGUCCACCAUUAAAUUUGGAAGAGGCUAUUAAAGGUCCAAUUGGAGAUAGGGGACAAAAAGGAGAACCGGGUAUUCCUGGUCGCAAUGGAGAAAAGGGUGAUAGAGGUUAUCCUGGUGAACCUGGUUUAUCUGGUCCAGUUGGUGCAAUCGGAAUACCUGGACCAUCAGGUCCUAGGGGAUUACCAGGUCCUAGAGGGGAGAAAGGAAAUACAGGUCCAAUGGGAUUUCCUGGCGAGCCAGGUCACUUAGGACCUCGAGGAUUUCCUGGUUUGAGUGGAUUAAAAGGCAUUAAAGGAGAAUCUGGAAUUUCUAUGAAAGGAAGUCCUGGAAUACCUGGACCUCAAGGUCCGAAAGGUGAUAAGGGAUUAUCAGGAUCUCAAGGGAAGGAAGGUUCAAUAGGAUAUUCAGGUCUACCGGGUUUUGCUGGAGAAAAAGGAGAUAUUGGAGAGCCAGGCCUAAAUGGUAUUCCAGGUGUACCUGGAGAAAAAGGAGAUGUUGGUCCAAUUGGACCGCCUGGACCAAUGGGAAUAACAGGAACUCCAGGAACCCUUGGACAGAAAGGUGAAACUGGGUUGCCUGGAGAACCAGGACGCACUGGAUUACCUGGUUUACCUGGAUUGAAGGGUGACAUCGGUGUACCAGGUAUUGAUGGCUCUAAAGGAUUCUCUGGGCGUAGAGGCCCUCCUGGAUUACAAGGACAACCUGGUCUUGAUGGCACAACAGGACUCAAAGGACAAAUAGGUCAAAAAGGAUCGCAAGGAUUUCCUGGUAUGCCUGGAAUGGAUGGGAAACCAGGUCAUCCUGGAGAACCAGGUCCAAAAGGUGAUAUUGGCUUUCCUGGAGAGUCAGGAUUAAUGGGUGUUAUGGGCUUACAAGGAGAAAAAGGAAAUCGUGGAGAUCAGGGAUUUCCGGGACAAAAAGGAGAGCCAGGUCAAGUAUCAGAAAAAGGUCAAAAGGGUGAACCUGGCAUGCCUGGAAUUAGAGGUCCACAAGGGUUACCUGGUCGUGAUGGUACUGAUGGUGAAAAAGGUCAACCUGGGUUAAUCGGAUAUGGGCGUAUGGGAACCCCUGGAGAAAAGGGUGAACCAGGUUUACCUGGAAGAGAUGGAGUAAUAGGUGAUAAAGGUCAAAAAGGUGAUACUGGACUUCGUGGUUUCAUUGGACAAAAGGGUGACACUGGUUUCCCUGGUCCUGUUGGUGAACCCGGAAUUCCAGGAUUAGAUGGGGUAAAUGGAGCAAAAGGUGAUAUAGGACCUCCAGGUAUUCCGGGUUUCCCUGGUUUAGAUGGGGAUAAAGGUGUUUCUGGUAGACCUGGAUUAGAUGGACCAAAAGGGGAAGAAGGACCUGAAGGUCUUGAAGGAAAAAAUGGAUAUCCUGGACCUCCUGGUGAACCCGGUGAACGUGGUCCUCCUGGUUUAACUGUUAAUAUUAAAGGUGAAAAAGGAGAACCAGGAUUACCAGGACAUCCCGGACGUACGGGUGAAAAAGGUGAUUUUGGGUUUCCUGGACCUGUAGGUUUUACUGGUGAAAAGGGUAAUAAAGGAGAUAUAGGAAAUUCAGGAUUCCAGGAGAAAAAGAGUAUAAAUGAUGAAAAAUACUCUUACACAUUCGUAACGAGUGAUCGUGGACCUUAUGGUUUACAAGGUCCAAUAGGCCUUACUAUAAAGGGAGAAAAAGGACUUCCUGGUCUUAUGGGUAAGCACGGUAGGGAUUGUGCUCCUGGUUUAUCAGGAGCUAAAGGAGAACGAGGUUUACCUGGAUUACCAGGAAAAAAAGGCGAGGUUGGUUUUCCUGGUUUACUUGGAUCUCAAGGUAUAAAAGGAGAUGUUGGAUCUCCUGGUUCUACUGGACUACCUGGGCGAGAUGGAAGCCCCGGUAUAGAUGGUAUGCCUGGAUUGAUAGGUGAAAGAGGUCAAAAGGGAGAUCAAGGUCCACCAGGACUUUACGGUCCUCCUGGUCAGAAAGGAGAUAUUGGAUAUCCAGGUCGUGAUGGUUUGGAUGGUGAACCCGGAGAAAAAGGCGAAAGAGGAUGGAAUGGAGAAGAUGGUUUGCAAGGAAUUCCAGGAGAAAAGGGAGAUAGAGGUUUCCCAGGCCUUGUUGGUAUCGCUGGAGAAAUUGGUUUAACUGGAGAAAAAGGAGAUAAAGGAGAAGAUUGUAUAACCUUACCCACGGAACAAGGAGAAAAGGGUGAUAGAGGCUUCCCAGGACCAAUUGGACCCCCUGGUUUACCUGGUGAAAAAGGUGAAGUAGGAUCCCCCGGAUUACCAGGAGCAGAUGGCCCUAAAGGUGUACCAGGACUUGAUGGACUUCCAGGACCACCAGGCUUAAGAGGGUUAUCAGGUGUACAAGGAGCUCCAGGACCAAUAGGUCUUACAGGACCAAUCGGUCCAAUAGGGGCUCCAGGUGAACAAGGGCUUCCAUGCGAGGUCUCUCCUGAUUAUCUCACUGGGAUUUUACUUGUAAAACACAGUCAAAGUCAAACUGUACCAGAGUGUGAGCGAGGCCACGUGAAACUCUGGGAAGGUUAUAGUCUUUUAUACACCGAUGGAGAUGAAAGAGCACACUCUCAAGAUUUAGGUUACGCUGGCUCUUGUGUAAGAAAAUUUUCUACGAUGCCAUUUUUAUUUUGUGAUGUAAAUAGUGUAUGCCACUACGCUAGCAGAAAUGAUCGAUCCUAUUGGUUAUCUACUAACAGUCCAAUCCCUAUGAUGCCAGUUGAGGAAACUGAUAUUGAGGAAUAUAUUUCUAGAUGUAUUGUAUGUGAAGUGCCAGCAAAUGUUUUAGCAAUUCAUAGUCAAUCACUUAGUAUUCCAGAAUGUCCAGAUGGUUGGUCUGGUCUUUGGAUAGGCUACAGCUUUGUAAUGCACACUGGAGCAGGUUCACAAGGUGGUGGACAGUCACUAUCCAGCCCUGGAUCUUGUCUAGAAGACUUCAGGGCCACUCCAUUUAUUGAGUGUAAUGGUGCUAAAGGACAUUGUCAUUAUUAUUCAAAUGAAUUCAGUUUUUGGAUGGCAACAAUCGAAGACCGUGAUCAGUUUCAAAAACCUGAUAAGCAAACAUUAAAGGCAGGCAAUUUGCGGUCACGAAUAAGUCGUUGUCAAGUAUGUCUAAAGAACACGUAAUGGGAUUGGGUGCAAGCACUCAUGCAGGGAAAUAUUGAUUGAUGAACUUAUUUGUUGAGUUAAUAAUUAAAGUUUUAGAUAAAUAAAAUCAUAGAUAUAUCGUUCAUGAUAAUACAAAGACAAUGAUAAUCUUUCUACUGUCCAAAGCUUUAAAAAAAUUAUUAAUUAUGAGAGAAAAAAGAUCCAG